Molecule: messenger RNA, 3142 nt
Organism: Schistocerca nitens (vagrant locust)
Lineage: Eukaryota; Metazoa; Arthropoda; Insecta; Orthoptera; Acrididae
Product: facilitated trehalose transporter Tret1-like
Exons: 3
Coding region: 30-1442 (470 amino acids)
Biological process (GO): transmembrane transport
Cellular component (GO): membrane
Molecular function (GO): transmembrane transporter activity
Source: RefSeq, a predicted model, not a curated record
GGACAGCAAGUAUUCCAACAGCAGGGGCCAUGCGGGCGGCGUGCGGCGGCCGCUACAUGCAGUACUUCGCUGCCAUCUCAGCGUCGCUGAGCGUGGCCAUGCAAGGAGCGUUCCUGGGCUGGCCAGCGCCGACGCUCCCCAAGCUGGAGGCGGCCGACUCGCCGGUGACGAUCACGCCGGAGCAGGCCUCGUGGCUGGCGUCCAUCAACUCGCUGACGACGCUGAUCGCCGUGCCGCUGGUGGCCCUCACCAUAGACCGGCUGGGCCGCAAGUGGCUGCUCCUGCUCGCCGCCGCGCCCUUCGCCGUCUUCUGGCUGAUGGUCGCCUUCGUCUCCUCCUUCGAGAUGCUGCUCGCCGCCCGCAUCAUCGGCAGCAUCGGUUCCGGUAUAGCGCUCUCGGUGCCGCACCUGUACGUGUCCGAGGUGGCACAGACCCACAUCCGGGGCGCGCUGGCCGCGCUCUUCAUGAUCAUGAUGAACAGCGGGAACCUGUACAUCAUGUGCACCGGGCCCUUCCUCUCGGUGACGGGCGCCUCCUACGCGGGGCUGGCGCUGCCCGCUCUCUUCGUGCUGACCUUCUUCUGGGUGCCCGAAUCUCCGUACUUCCUCCUGCUGCGUAAGAAAGAGGGUGACGCGAAGGACACGCUGGCCCGGCUGCGCGCGAACACGGAUCUGGAGGCAGAGCUGCGAGAAAUGCACAAAGCCAUACAGCAGAAGCGGCAGACGCAGGGUUCUUUCAGAGAUAUCCUCUUCAACGCCGUCCACCGGCGGACGCUGCUGCUAGUGGUGGGUCUGACGGUGCUGUACCUGGGGACCGGGUCCCAGGCGCUGGUGGCGUUCUCCACAGAGAUCUUCAUCCGCAGCGGCAGCUCCAUCGACUCGGACGUGAGCUCCAUCAUCGUGGCCGCGGUGCAGCUGGUCGCCAGCGUGUCGGCGUCGGCGCUGGUGGACCGGGCGGGCCGUCGGCCGCUCCUCAUAUGCGGCUUCGUCGGCUGCGCCGUCUCCAUGGUGGCCCUCGGCGUCUACUUCUUCCUCGCCGACGCCCAGCACAUGGACAUGUCUGCCCUCUACUGGCUGCCGCUCACCGGCCUAAUAGCCUUCCAGGCGUCGUAUGCCCUGGGUCUCGGGGCAGCCUUCUUCGUCGUCGUCGGGGAGAUAUUCCACGUGUCGGUGAAGGGUGUGGCGUCCUCAGUGGUGACUGCGGCGCUGGGCGUGGUGGGAUUCGCAACCAAGAUGUCGUUCCAGCCGGUGUCCGCUGCGCUCGGCACCCACUGGGUCUUCUGGGGGUUCGCGGUUAUCUCCCUGUGCGGAGCUCUCUACGUCUUCCUGCUCAUCCCAGAGACCAAAGGGCAGACCUUCAGCGAGAUAAAUGAACUCAUGGAAAGCAGCGUCCCUACGGAAGUCGUGAACGAGAAAACCAAAGGUCAUCAUACAACCUCUUAAACGAGAUAAGGAGCAAUCAAGUACGGAGUGUAGCAGUCUAUUCGUUUCCAUCUGUUGGAGGCUGUUUACUUAUAAACAUACUUCCAGAAAAAAAAUUAGUACACCCUUUUAGAGGUUUCCAGUUCACUCAAUAUUAGUUAUUGCAACAGUCCAUAUGUAGUACAUGAAAUGAUUACAUUUACAGAGCAAUAGUACAAGCGGUUUUGAGGUACCAGAUGUCGACCCAUGCUGAAACACCCACAUUGGUAUGUUGUGUAUCCUCCACGGGCGACAAUGCAGGUGGUGACUCAGGCAUACAGUCGAUCGUACAGAUAGCGAAUACUGUCUUGGGAUACGUUAUGCCACGCCUGCUCGGGCUGUUGAAGUAGUUUUGUGAUAGUGGUUGGUUGAUGAGUCGCUUGAGUCACUUCUCAUCCCUUCAUAUCCCACACAUGCUGGAUUAGAGACAAGUCCAGAGAUCGUGAUGGUGAGGGAAGUUGCUGCACGUCUUGCACAGUUGCAAAGCAUGUCGAGUUUCACAGGCAAUGUGUGCGCGGGCAUUAUCCUGCUGGAACAACGCAUCACCUUCCUGUUGCAAGAGCGGCAAAAGAGUGGGUCAAACAACAUUCUGUACUUACCGAAUGCUGGUUAGCGUCUCCUGCAGAAACACCAAUGGCGAACGAGAGUUGUAGCUUAUCGCACCCCAGACUAUAAGCCCUGGGCGAAUGCUCUUUACGAAACAGCGCUCACUAGGCCUACGUCGUACGUGUAAACGAUCAUCACUUGCGUGCAGGCAGAAUCUGCUUUCAUCGCUGAAGACCACAGCGCGCCAUUUCAUCUUCCAAGUGAUCCUCUGAAAGCACCCGUCGAGUCGUGCACAUCGAUGCUGUGCCGCGAGUGGAAGACGGGCUACGGUUGCGCGUCCCUAGCCCCUCUGGUAAAAGCCGUUUUAACAGUUCGUGUCGACACGUCUGGGUACAGAAGCCCUCUUAUAUGUGCUGUGGCAUCAUUUCGAUUUGCCACUGCUGCUAUUGCAAAACGACGACUCUGGCUGGCGUCUGUGCUGCAUGGGCGUCCAGAACAUCGUCUGCGUGUAUGAGAAUGUUCACGUGACCACUGGUGACAACAUCGUUGUACGACUGAUGCAGCACGUCCAGCGUGUGUGUCAUUUCUCCGAAAGGACCAUUAUGCUACUCGACAGGCCACAGUCUGACCCCUGUCAAAAUCGCUCAGCUGGGUGUAGGAAGCACGAGUGCGACUCCAUGGCGCGGUUGCCAGCUUACUUCACAUGUUUGCACCGCACUGAGCCUUCUGAACGACCGAGCGAGGUGGCGCAGUGGCUAUCACACUGGACUCGCAUUCGGGAGGACGAUGCUUCAAUUCUGCGUCAGGCCAUCCUGAUUUAGGUUUUCCGUGAUUUCCCCAAAUCGCUUCAGGGAAAUGCCGCGAUGGUUCCUUUGACAGGGUACGGCCGACUUCCUUCCCCAUCCUUCCCUAAUCUGACGAGACCAAUGGCCUCGCUGUUUGGUCUCUUCCCCCAAAUCAAACCAAUCCUUCUGGCUGCGAGCGUUCCCUAAUAAAGAGUAGGCACAGAUGGCGCUCUGGUAGCUAUGCCGCUACCCUAUCUGUUGAUGGACAACGUUGAAACAAUUAUCAGUACAUCUACUGUCCCCCAGAUGGCAUAUGCCAUCGUCGGAUGAAAAUCAACGUCCUCUUACUGG